AUGUCUUUCUUCGUUCGGCAGGCGGCUGUGCGUGCCGCUCGCCGCACAGCGGUUCCGUUUGUGCAUCUAUACCGUAUGGAAUCUACAUGGCAACCAGCUCUCAAGUCAGGUGCCCUACCUGUGUACGAUGAAGCUCUGGCGUUUUUGGAAGAAGAUGCAAAGCAACUCCGUGAACGCAUUGCCUCGGAAAAGGCCAACAGCAAUGCAUCGGACAAGGAGCAACAGCAGCGCGUAGAUGCUCUGGAAAUUGUGUCCAAAAUUAAUUUGCCAGCUACGCGCUGGGCAUUCCAGCAGGGCCAAUACAGUAUGACCAAGCCUGUUUUCCGUCAUUUGCGCGAGCAGUCGUGGCGACUAGGUGGAUCCUUGGACCGUCUUGAAGAGCGCUUGCAGUGCAUGCAUGUUCUCCCAGACGUUGUGCCUAGUGUGCAGCCGACGGUCGAUUUGGAAGUGCUCUUUGGCACAGGCAAUGGUAUCGGUGAUCAUGGCGGUGAGGGCGGCAGCAUUCUGCCAGGUGUGUUCCUAGAUCCUGCACGUACGUUGGAGCCGCCUUCGAUUCGUGCGACAGUCUUCCACCCAGAUGAGCGGAAGUACACGUUAAUGCUGGUCGACCCGGAUGUGCCGUGUGAAGAGACACAGUCAUUCCAGACGUACGUUCACUGGCUUGUGAAAGAUGUGCCGCUAUCGUUGGAAAAGAAUGCCAUCCCUGAAGGCCAUGCAGCGCUGCUCCCAUAUAUCCCUCCGCAUCCCCAGCGCGGCACGCCGUACCAUCGUUACACUAUGCUAUUGUUCGAGCAGACGGCUGAGUCCACCGUCGCUGAGAUCCCUCGGGAGGCGAUGGACGUCUCAGCCUUUGCCUCGGCGCACCAACUGAAGCUCGCAGGCAUCCACUUCUGGCGCGAGCAAUGGACGGAUAAGACCAAGCAUACCAUCAGCACAAUCUAUAAGGACGUGCUGAAAGCAUCAGAGCCACGGUAUGGCCACCCAGGUCGUAUGGAUCGUCUAAAGGACGAGUUGGGUAUGCGUCAGAGCAAGUACUACUAG
This is a messenger RNA of Malassezia pachydermatis, 1041 nucleotides long. RefSeq lists its product as hypothetical. The transcript is spliced from 3 exons. The coding region runs from base 1 to 1041 and encodes 346 amino acids. The record is from RefSeq and is a predicted model, not a curated record. NCBI's taxonomy places the organism in Eukaryota, Fungi, Basidiomycota, Malasseziomycetes, Malasseziales, Malasseziaceae.